Molecule: messenger RNA, 423 nt
Organism: Ustilago hordei
Lineage: Eukaryota; Fungi; Basidiomycota; Ustilaginomycetes; Ustilaginales; Ustilaginaceae
Exons: 1
Coding region: 1-423 (140 amino acids)
Biological process (GO): N-acetylglucosamine metabolic process
Cellular component (GO): cytoplasm
Source: RefSeq, a predicted model, not a curated record
AUGCUAGCAUCAUCAUCAACCUUCGCCUCGACCACCUUUCACUCCUCCUUCACUUCCUCUUCCUCCCCCCAUGCCCCCCUCCUGCUUCGAGGGACACGUGAAGGCGAGCUAGCCGCAACGCUCUCCUCUGACCCGUACCUGCCUCAUUCCUCCUCUACAGCCGCCUCCUCAUCUCCGGGUCUCUCAUCCAAGGCAGAACGGAACCCACUAUUCACAUGGCCAGACGUCCUCCGCAUAGUCUCGACCGGUAUACUCCAACACCUAGCCCGUCAUCCCGAUGAACUCCGAGAGUAUUUCGCUUGGAUGGACGAUAUCCGCAACACCUACGGCUCUACCGAUUCAUUCCUCCUUGCUGAGAGAUUUACCGCUAGAUACCUCUUCUCUCGCCCCUCCCAACAGCAGGCAAAAGCGAAAAGGAAGUGA